Molecule: messenger RNA, 1289 nt
Organism: Aspergillus ibericus CBS 121593
Lineage: Eukaryota; Fungi; Ascomycota; Eurotiomycetes; Eurotiales; Aspergillaceae
Product: SEC14 family lipid-binding protein
Exons: 4
Coding region: 116-1150 (344 amino acids)
Source: RefSeq, a predicted model, not a curated record
CACCGGUCGACCUCCUGGGUCGAUCUCCGGGAGAGGCUGAACCUUGAAAGCUGCCACCGAAGCCUCCUGGUGCUGAACCACGAAGCUUAGCACUGCGAUCUCUCUGCCGCACGCCAUGGGAGAGCUGGCCAUCGAUCAGACGGCCAUCCGGGCGGCCUUCAAGGCCUCCUGUGCCGACGCGGGUCUGUUGGGGCCUCGCGAGGGGUUGCAGGCCGGGGAUGUCUGCGAUGGAAUCAAUGAUGAUGCCACGCUCCGGCGAUACCUGGCUGCACGCCAGAUGGACGCGGCAUCUGCCCUGGCACAAUUCCAAGAGGCGACCCAGUUCCAUGCCGAGAAGCACAUUCUGCGUCUCUAUGACUUGAUCUCCGUGGAUGAUUAUGAAGAGACCCGGAAGAUGUACCCGCACUGGACGGGUCGUCGGGACCGGCAAGGCCAGCCCAUCCUCAUGUUUGACCUCGCCCAUUGGAAUUCGUCGACCAUCGCCGCGUGGCAGAAGACGCGCCAGAUCCCCUGCCAGACCGAUGUCAGCUCGGCGGCCCCGGUCAAUCCGGCGAUGAUCCAACGGGCGGCCAUCUAUUUCGAUACCAUCACGCGGUUCGUGCUGCCUCUGUGCUCGGCCAGGACGGACCGGCCUGACCCGGCCACGCCCGUCACCAAGGCCGUCUACAUCGUGGACGCGACGUCGCUGGGAAUCAAGCAGGCCUGGGACGUGCGGGAUGUGGUGCGGGAUAUCAGCGCGCUGUUGACGACCUGCUACCCAGAGACGAUUGACAAGAUUUUUGUGGGCAAUGCGCCCUUCUACUUUCCGAAGAUCUGGGCCUUUUUGAAGAAUUUCAUCGACCCGGUGACGGCCGAGAAACUGGUCAUCACCAAGUCGGGGGAUGUGUAUGAGACGUUGCUGAAGGGGAUGGACCACGAUGUCAUCCCGUCGCAGUUCGGGGGAGGGUUCCAGUUUACGACCGGGAUGCUGCCUGACUUGGACGAGGGCAUCCGUCAGGGUCUGCAGUGGACGGAUUCAUCCAAGGAGGGACUGCCGCCGGGGCCGAUCAAGUGGAGGGAAGAUGGAGAGGGCAGAAGGGCGGUGGCUACGGGGAGUAUCGAUGGGCAGCAAAGGACCGAGGCCGUUGCUGUUCUGCGAGCGCCGGUUUAGUUGCAGCCUGCAUUUGACUUAUCACCUGGCUGCCGUGGUGUGGCUGACGAUUCUAUCAUGUCUGUUUCCCCGUUUGGAAUAUUCGAUGAACCGCGCGGCUAGAUAUAUAGAUCUAUCAUCUAUCAUACACGCAUCGAAC